AUGACUACCACCGAACUAGUCAUGAAACUCGUCUACAUCCUCCUCAUCCUAUUCACAUUCACCGUAUCUCCGGCCAUCUCAUCGGCCCCGGAAGGUUGUGACAACGGAUCGGAUAAUCCAUGCAUCAACAAAGCUAAGGCUUUACCACUCAAAAUCGUAGCCAUUGUAGCCAUCUUUACAACAAGCAUGAUAGGCGUAAUGGCUCCUCUUUUCAGCCGUUACAUUCCCUUUCUCCGUCCUGACGGCAACGGUUUCAUGAUCGUGAAAUGUUUUUCUUCCGGAAUUAUACUUGGAACCGGCUUCAUGCAUGUCUUGCCCGACUCUUUCGAGAUGUUGUCAUCGGAUUGUCUUAGUGACGAUCCGUGGCAUAAGUUUCCUUUCGCAGGAUUUGUCGCUAUGUUGUCCGGUCUAGUCACUCUAGCCAUUGACUCCAUUACCACCAGCCUUUAUACCGGUAAAACCGCGGUCCGACCAGUGCUAGAAGAAUAUGGCAAUGAUCAAGAGAAGGCUAUUCACAUUGUUGGCCACAACAAUCACAGUCACGGUCAUGGUGUUGUGCUAGGAGCUAAAGAUAAUGGAUCUUCUGAUCCACAGCUUUUGCGUUACCGUGUCAUUGCCAUGGUAUUGGAGCUUGGGAUUUUAUUCCAUUCCGUGGUCAUUGGACUAUCUCUAGGAGCAACUAAUGAUUAUUGUACCAUUAAAGGACUCAUCAUAGCUCUUUGCUUCCAUCACUUGUUCGAAGGCAUGGGUCUCGGUGGCUGCAUCCUCCAGGCAGAUUUUACAAAUGUGAAGAAGUUCUUGAUGGCAUUCUUUUUCGCUGGAACAACACCUUUAGGAAUUUUUCUAGGAAUCGUGUUGUCGAGUAUAUAUAGAGAUAACAGUCCAACGGCCCUGAUUACGAUUGGGCUGUUAAAUGCUUGCUCGGCCGGAAUGCUCAUCUACAUGGCACUAGUCGACCUUUUAGCUACUGAGUUCAUGGGAUCAAUGCUUCAAGGUAGCGUCAAACUUCAGAUCAAGUGCUUUGCGGCGGCUUUGCUUGGCUGCACCGUAAUGUCGGUCGUCGCCAAGUGGGCUUAA
Molecule: messenger RNA, 1077 nt
Organism: Eutrema salsugineum
Lineage: Eukaryota; Viridiplantae; Streptophyta; Magnoliopsida; Brassicales; Brassicaceae
Product: fe(2+) transport protein 2
Exons: 3
Coding region: 1-1077 (358 amino acids)
Biological process (GO): zinc ion transmembrane transport
Cellular component (GO): plasma membrane
Molecular function (GO): zinc ion transmembrane transporter activity
Source: RefSeq, a predicted model, not a curated record